Molecule: messenger RNA, 656 nt
Organism: Zea mays
Lineage: Eukaryota; Viridiplantae; Streptophyta; Magnoliopsida; Poales; Poaceae
Product: 40S ribosomal protein S26-like
Exons: 5
Coding region: 40-447 (135 amino acids)
Biological process (GO): translation
Cellular component (GO): cytosolic small ribosomal subunit; ribosome
Molecular function (GO): structural constituent of ribosome; mRNA binding
Source: RefSeq, marked validated
CUACUGCGGCUUCAGGACUCGACCUCUUGCGCCGCCGCCAUGACCUUCAAGCGCCGCAACGGCGGCCGCAACAAGCAUGGCCGCGGUCACGUCAAGUACAUCCGGUGCUCAAACUGCGCCAAGUGCUGCCCCAAGGACAAGGCGAUCAAGAGGUUUCAGGUGAGGAACAUCGUGGAACAGGCGGCCAUCAGGGACGUCCAGGAAGCAUGCGUCUAUGAUGGCUACGUCCUCCCGAAGCUGUACGCCAAGGUGCACCACUGCGUCUCGUGCGCGAUCCACGCUCACAUCGUCCGCGUCCGAUCCCGUGAGAAGCGCAGGGACCGCAAGCCGCCGGAGCGCUUCAGGCGCAGGGAGGAUAGGCCUGCUGGUGGACAAGGAGGCCCCCGCCCUGGUCCUGGUGCUGCUGCUACAGCUCCAGCUCCAGCACCGGUUGCUGCUCGCCCAUAGGCUUUAGCUUUUCGACCGUGUUAAGUCUUCUGCCCACUCAGUUUCGGAGUUGUCCCCCGUGCGUGUGUGAAGCUGCUAUAUUAGAGUUACUUUUUGUCUAAAGUCUGAACAUUUUCGAAGAAUUUGAAUAUCUGAACAUUUGAAUGUUUGUGCUGAGUUUUUCAAAGAAUUUGAAUAUCUGAACAAUUGAAUAUCUCACUUGAACGUUA